Molecule: messenger RNA, 429 nt
Organism: Spathaspora passalidarum NRRL Y-27907
Lineage: Eukaryota; Fungi; Ascomycota; Pichiomycetes; Serinales; Debaryomycetaceae
Gene: MDJ2
Product: Mdj2p
Exons: 1
Coding region: 1-429 (142 amino acids)
Biological process (GO): protein import into mitochondrial matrix
Cellular component (GO): PAM complex, Tim23 associated import motor
Molecular function (GO): ATPase activator activity
Source: RefSeq, a predicted model, not a curated record
AUGCUCCCAAUAGUACUAGGUAUAGGAGCAACCGUGCUUGCCCUAACUGCCAAAUCAACAAUAACUGCUUUUUCCCAUUAUUCGCACCUCACACCAUUCAUGAUUGCCACUCUAAACAACAUACGCCUAGUGACACCCAAUGUUUCACCAACCACAUCCAAACAAGAUCCUAGGUAUAAGACAUAUGAAUACAUUCGACAGAAGUAUCCUAAUAGAGGAUUUGGAGAACCUGUAACUGAAUCUGAAGCAUUACUUAUACUAGGCAUUGAAGGGGAAGAUAUUAUGAAGGUGGAUAAAAAGAUGGUGCGUGAUCGAUAUCGGAAGUUGAUGAUUUUGAACCAUCCAGACAAAAAUGGGAGUGAGUAUUUAAGUAAACGAUUAAAUGAAGCUAAGGAUGUACUAGACAAGAGUUAUAUGAUUAAGAAAUAA